AUGUUAGUUCCUUACCAGUCAACCGCUCAGAGCAGCAGUGGAAACAAGAAAUCACUCAUAAUCAGGAUUGAGGACUUCAAAGAUUUUAAAAAGCUGCUGAGAACAAAAACAAACUUGCUGAUAAUAUGUGCUCAUUCAGAAAAAGCCACAGCAAAGGUGAUGAAGCUGUUUGAAGAUGUGGCUGAGGAAAUGAAGGGGAAGGCCACACUAGGAUAUAUAAACUGUGGAGAUGACAAGAAAUUUUGUAAGAAGUUAAAAUUUUCCCCAACAGAGUUUGAACUGAAACACUAUAAAGAUGGGGAGUUUAACAAAGACUAUGAUAGAAAGUUAACAUUUAAGUCUAUGGUGAACUUUUUAUUGGACCCAACUGGAGAACUUCCAUGGGAAGAAGACCCUACAGCCACAGAUAUUGUACAUGUGUCUUCGGAAGAUAAUUUUCAAAAAUUGUUAAAAAAGGAGAAGAACCCUAUAUUGGUUAUGUUUUAUGCACCAUGGUGCGGCUAUUGUAAACAGUUAAAGCCACAUUUUGCUGAAGCAGCCACAGAGUUAAAAGAUCAAGUGGCCUUCGCAGGAGUGGAUGUCGAUAAACCUCCAAUGGUGUCUUUACGGUUACAGUACAACAUCACAGGAUUUCCCACUCUUUAUUAUUUUGAAAAAGGCAGGGUUAAAUACAAAUAUGGAGGAGAGAACAGUAAAGCAGGAAUUGUAUCCUGGUUACAGAAUCCUCAGCCUCCUAAAGACAAAGAGAAAGAGCCAGAAUGGGCUGAUGAGGAAAGUGAGGUGAUUCAUCUGACAGACGACACAUUUGAUGCCUUCAUUAAACAGAAUCCGUCCGUCCUGGUGAUGUUUUAUGCUCCGUGGUGUGGUCACUGCAAGAAGAUGAAACCUGGUUAUACUGAAGCUGCUCAGAUUCUCAAGGAACAAAAUGUGGAAGGAGUCCUGGCAGCGGUUGAUGCAACCAAGGAGAAACGGAUAGCCCAGGAGCAUGCAGUUAAAGGCUUUCCCACAUUGAAGUACUUCAAGAAUGGGGAGUUUGCAUUUGAGGUCAAUGAGCGAGAAAUGGAGAAAAUUCUGGAGUUCAUGAAAGACCCAAAAGAGCCACCGCCACCUCCAGCCCCCGAGCCCAAAUGGGAGGAAGUGGAGAGUGAAGUUGUCCAUCUGACGGACGACUCGUUCAAGCCCUUCCUGAAAAAGAAGAAGCAUUGUCUGAUUAUGUUCUACGCACCAUGGUGUGGUCACUGCAAGAAGGCCAAACCAGAGUUUAUGGCUGCAGCUGAAAAGUUCAAAUCCGAUCCAAAGGUAGCCUUUGCGGCAGUAGACUGCACAAUUCAGACAGGAACCUGCAAGUCUAACGAUGUCACAGGAUACCCAACAUUUAAAUAUUUUAAUUAUGGAAAAAAUGCACAGAAAUACAUGGGAGGGAGAGAGUGUUUGCGUUACCUAAAUAGUGACCACUUGUCAAACCAGACGGUACCCGAGAGCGUCCAAGUUUUGGUCAUGUUCUAUGCACCCU
Candidula unifasciata is the source of this 1513-nucleotide messenger RNA. NCBI's taxonomy places the organism in Eukaryota, Metazoa, Mollusca, Gastropoda, Stylommatophora, Geomitridae. The record is from the annotation of a GenBank genome assembly.